This is a messenger RNA of Pogona vitticeps (central bearded dragon), 970 nucleotides long. Lineage: Eukaryota; Metazoa; Chordata; Lepidosauria; Squamata; Agamidae. The record is from RefSeq and is a predicted model, not a curated record.
AAGAAAAUGAUGGCGCUUUUUCUCCUUUUGCUGACCAUGGCCCUGGGUUUGAAGAACGUUCAUUCCCUGGACUGUUACAGGUGCAAUGUCACGACGUACAGUGGGUGCACCUACGUCGUAAACUGCUCUGAAACACAGAAGUUCUGUACAAGAUACACCUCUACUACCACAUCUGGCUUUGUGCUCCAGCAAGGCUGCGCGGAGCGUUGCCCCAUUGUCAGAGGUACUUGGCCGAAGCUAUACACUUUUACCUGCUGCCAGGAGAGUAGGUGCAACGGAGUAGCGGGCAUCGGAAGAUACAGUUCUGCACUAAUCAUGAUCACUGUCCUGAGAGCUCUCUCCUAGAACUGUGUUCCAGUGGCAAGAAAGCACAGUCUCUGCCGAGCCAGGAAGGCGUGGGGGUUUCCAUUUCGCCAACUUCUCACCACUGUGGCUGAGAGAAUCCUGACUCUUGCCAACAAAACGACUCUCGUUUUCCGUUCCUGGGACGCCUUCCGAAUAUUUCCUCCGUAGACGGAACGCGGUAGGAAUGGACGUCCACCGGGGAGUGGUGUAUGCAGACUGCUUUGCAACAGGAGAGUCUCGGAGGCUUUGGUAGAAUCAGGCGACCCAACAGCGAAGAAACCUGAUCACCGUCUGCCUAACGACCUCAAGGUUGGCUCAAGAGGAUACCAAAUAUACAGCUGAGACCUAAUGGUCCAAGGCGGAUGGGAAGACAAUGGCCAGAUGUACGUCUUUCUCCGUAGCAUAAAUCUUUUGGCUUGACCCAUGUCUCCUUCUGUAGAUCGACACGUGUGGUAGUGCCAGAAAAAGAUGGGAGGAGAACAGCAUCCAGUAUUUUCUCCACUGCCAAGGGAGAAAAAAAUGUCAGUCUACUGAGGCAGACAGGCUGGCUUAAGGAAGGGUGAGUUCAACCUAGAACUUCAGUGGAACUCUUUUCAUGAAAGAAAUGCCGUGGGAAGAACUAAGG